UACCCAAGUACCUACUUACCUACUUACCUACCUACCUACCUACCUACCUACCUACCUACCUAUCUGGAAAUCAAGGUUGUGCAGUUCAAAAAGGGCAAGGUUGGCGGCCUUUGCUUUGCCAUUCACAUGCAUUCUCUCUUUAUGAUUCAAAACACUAGGAUUUAGACAACCGAUAGUUUCCAAUCCGUCCUAUUAAGGCUACAGCUACUUCAACUUCACACCUAUUCUUGCUUUUCGAAUUAGAUCUUUGGAAUUCCCUCAUAAUCCAAUCAAUCAUAUACCAGAUCUCCUAACCACUCAUCAUUCUAGCCUUUUAUAAUAACAUGAUGUGAUUAUUGAUUUUUCAAUCCGCGAUCACACACUUAGAAGUAAGAGACAGUACUAAAAUUGGGUGGUUUACUUUAAGCGAUAACCUUAACAAGGCUUGACAUAAAGUCAUCUCCAAAUCCUUAUUCAGUUCCUCUUCCUGUUCACAAACAACCAACAACUCUACAAACAAACUUAGUAGAACACCUUAACUUAUCCAAAACAGCAACAACUCUUCAAAUUGCAUCAACGCAAAGGAGACUUCAUCUUUCAGAAUGUCUGAAGGUACUACCACAAGCAUUAUUCUCGUCAGCAAUGACAAUGCCUCUAUCACAGUUGGUAAGUUACCCCGCCUGUCUGCAAAGUGCGAUGGCUGCAGACCAGGUUGAAUGCGCCCAUACUGACCUUAACAAUAGAUCGUGCUGUCGCGGAGCGGUCCAUGUUGAUCAAGAACAUGUUGGAGGAUCUCGGAGAUGGUGUCCUUUCCACUCCAGUUCCUAUCCCUAACGUAAGUCUACAUUCUGACAUCAUUUCUCAUUUAAUCUUAUCAGUAUCAAUCUAACGGCUUUCUUUCUUUAUAGGUCAACGAGGCCGUUCUCCGCAAGGUUAUUGAGUGGGCUGAGCACCACAAGCACGAUCCAGCUCCAAAUGUCGAUGACGAUGCCGAUAGUCGCAAGAAGACUACUGAUAUUGAGGAGUGGGAUCAAAAGUUCAUGCAAGUGGACCAAGAAAUGUUGUUCGAAAUCAUCCUUGUAAGUUAUAUACACUUCAAAUAUGAAAUUAUUUGGUCAUUCUAACGAUUCACCAAUAGGCCGCCAACUAUCUCGAUAUCAAGGCUCUUCUCGAUGUUGGAUGUAAGACGGUCGCAAAUAUGAUCAAGGGAAAGUCACCAGAGGAGAUCCGAAAGACCUUCAACAUCACCAAUGACUUCACUCCUGAGGAGGAGGAGCAAAUCCGCCGUGAGAACGAGUGGGCUGAGGAUCGCUAAAUCACUCAUCGGGCACAAACCAAAUCAUUACACCAUCACGAUUUUGGGGUUUUGUUCAUAACUUUACUAGUGGUGGAUACCGCAGGAGUUCUUUGAUUGUUCCCGGCUACCAACGAAAAAUCGGAAGUCCAGGUCUACAAUUUCAAGGCGUGCAGGGGUCUCCAUUUUAUUUUUUCCUUUGGAGGGUGUGCAGUAUGCACAUAGGGGCGUUUAUGGGAGAUACUGAAGUUUGUUGACUGUUGAUUUGUCUGUGAAGGAUAAUAAGAUAGUCAACGGUAAAAAAUGCAG
Messenger RNA from Sclerotinia trifoliorum, 1582 nucleotides. Lineage: Eukaryota; Fungi; Ascomycota; Leotiomycetes; Helotiales; Sclerotiniaceae. The record is from the annotation of a GenBank genome assembly.